This is a messenger RNA of Bemisia tabaci, 1055 nucleotides long. Lineage: Eukaryota; Metazoa; Arthropoda; Insecta; Hemiptera; Aleyrodidae. The record is from RefSeq and is a predicted model, not a curated record.
GAGGUUAGUUUUAGUAGAAUUUUAAGCCCGCACCCUUAUGUACCGGAUUUAAUCAAUAAUUUAAUACCCAAAAAAUUAAUUAUUAGAAUUUUUGUUCUUUUUUUCGAGUGAUUGUUUAGCGCCUCUUUGCAUUUUUCUCUCUCUUUACUAUUCGUUCUAUGAGAUAGUUUUGCUUUCACAAGAAUAAUCACUUGUUGACCUGCAGGCCGCUGCAGUUUUUUAUUUCAUCCUUAUCCAAGAAUUGCAGCUCGUCCACAUUGCUGUGUCAGGGAACUUCAUUGCAGUCAUCUACUUUAGUCUAGGGUGAUGAGUAAUGACAAACCAGUUUUGACGUCGGGUCCGCAGGAUGAUGUAUCGUAUCCCAUCAAAGUCCUCUACUGCGGAAACUGCUCUCUGCCCGUAGAGUACUGUGAAUACCACCCUGAGUACGAGAAAUGCAAACAAUGGCUGGAGAAGAACUUACCAGACGAAUUCGAUAAAUUAGUCAAAUUGACCGAUGGCGGUGGAGACGAGACUGAAGAGAAGAAACGGCAAAAACGUGGCGGGAAGGGAAUGGUAAAAGCCAAAAAGAAAGAAGAAGGUCCCAAAACUGUCACCGUUUCCCGAGCGCCAAGAGGCAAAAAGAAGUCCGUUACAGUCGUUACAGGUCUAGCAAAUUACGAAAUAGAUUUGAAAACUGCAGCGAAAUUUUUCGGAACGAAAUUCGCCUGCGGCUCCUCCGUCACCGGUGACAACGAAAUCGUCAUCCAAGGUGACGUCAAGGACGAUUUAUUUGAUGUGAUCCCUGAAAAAUGGCCCCAGAUUGAUGAGGACUCCAUCGAGGACCUCGGUGAUUUGAAAAGAUAAAGCUGUGUUUCUGUGUUUAGGUUAUUUUUUCUCGGAUUAACGUUUGAGGCUUUUAUGUAUCUUUGUCAACUGAAUAAUUGCUACUAUUAUACAAAAAUCUUGUCUUUUUUAUCCGUCGUUCAAUCAUUUUCUUUGCGAACUCUUGUUUUACGGGUGUAAGUAAGUUUAAUUUUUUAAAGUUAAAACUUGUAAUAAACUUUUGAUUUUUA